Molecule: messenger RNA, 2052 nt
Organism: Alnus glutinosa
Lineage: Eukaryota; Viridiplantae; Streptophyta; Magnoliopsida; Fagales; Betulaceae
Product: probable pectinesterase/pectinesterase inhibitor 25
Exons: 4
Coding region: 231-1931 (566 amino acids)
Biological process (GO): cell wall modification
Molecular function (GO): pectinesterase activity; pectinesterase inhibitor activity
Source: RefSeq, a predicted model, not a curated record
UGUAAAAAUUAUGCACUUUUUAUUGUAAAAAAAUCAUUUUGCUUGGUCAUGAACUUCCUUGCAAGUUCCCACCAUCACUGCAUUAAAUGUCCAUUCCUAAACUCUCAAACCAACACACCAAACCCCGUCACCAUUUUUAAUUUCACGCGCAUUUAUGCUUUCCUUUAUAUAUAUAUAUAAUCACAGUUACAGUUGCAGUUGCAGGCAGAGUGGACCACCUCCAUAUCACAAUGCCAAAGCCAGCCUUCUCCUUCAUUCUCUUCCUUCUCCUUCUCUCCCUUUUCUUAGCUUUAGUUACCUCAGCCCAGUCGUCAACUUCUGCUGCGUGCAAGUCUACCCUCUUCCCGAAGCUCUGCCGUUCAAUCCUCUCCACCAUCCGCUACUCUCCGUCCGAUCCCUACGGCUACGGCAAGUUCUCUGUGAAGCAAUGCCUGAAGCAAGCACGCAAAAUGUCGAAAUCAAUCGACAGCUACCUCAGCCAGAAGCGACGGUCGUCAAUGCGCCACGCCGAGGUUGGAGCACUGGACGAUUGCCGCCAGCUGUCCCAGCUCAACGUGGAGUACUUGGAGUCCAUCUCGGCGGAGCUGAAGUCGGCCGAGUCGCUGAACGACGAGGUGGUGGAGCAAGUUCAGACGCUGCUGAGCGCGAUAGUGACGAACCAGCUCACGUGCUACGACGGGCUCGAGGAUUCCGAGAGCAGCAUUGCGAGCGCGUUGUCUGAGCCGCUGAACAACGUGACUCAGCUGUAUAGCGUGUCGCUUGGGUUGGUGACGCAUGCGUUGGAUCGGAAUCUGAAACGAAACAAACGGAAAAAGGGGUCUGAAGGUGGCUUUCCGACGAUGGUGCACCCGGUCCGUGAACGGCUUGAAAGUCUCAUCAAGGAUCUACGGAAAACCACUUGCAAAAAAUCAACGGAUUGCCCCAAGAAAAAAGAACGGAUUCUGAGUGCUUUAGUAGAAAGCAAUGGCAUCCUUGUUAACGAGACUGUGACAGUCGGCUUAUAUGGCACCGACAACUUCACGUCCAUCUCCGACGCCGUCGCAUUUGCUCCCAAUAAUUCAAAGCCCGAAGAUGGAUAUUUCGUGAUCUACGCCACAGAAGGAUAUUAUGAGGAGUAUGUGGUGGUGCCAAAGUAUAAGAAGAAUAUAAUGUUGCUUGGAGAUGGGAUCAACCGGACUGUCAUCACAGGAAACCAUAGUGUGAUUGAUGGCUGGACUACUUUUAAUUCUUCAACCUUUGCUGUUGCUGGAGAUCGAUUUAUAGCAGUAGAUGUAACGUUCAGGAACACGGCUGGUCCCGAGAAGCACCAAGCAGUAGCUCUAAGGAACAAUGCUGACCUCUCCACGUUCUACCGUUGCAGUUUUGAAGGCUACCAGGACACUCUUUAUGUUCACUCUCUCAGACAAUUCUACAGAGAAUGUGAAAUUCAUGGAACUGUAGAUUUCAUUUUUGGAAAUGCUGCUGCUGUCUUUCAGAGCUGCAAUCUAUUUGCUCGGAAGCCAAUGGAUAAUCAAAAGAAUGCCUUCACAGCCCAAGGCCGGUCCGACCCAAAUCAAAACACCGGUAUAUCAAUCCACAACUGCACAAUUGAAGCUGCACCAGACUUGGCAAUGGAGAUGAACUCAACCUUAAAUUAUCUGGGGCGACCAUGGAAGGAGUACUCAAGGACUGUGUACAUGCAAUCAUAUAUUGGCAGUUUGAUCCAUCCCGUCGGAUGGUUGGAAUGGAAUGGAACCGUUGGAUUAGACACACUCUAUUAUGGGGAGUUUGAGAAUCAUGGGCCAGGGGCAGAUACGAGAAUGAGAGUAAAUUGGCCUGGUUAUACUUUGAUGAAUGCUUCACAGGCUUUGAAUUUUACAGUUUUUAAUUUCACAAUGGGGGAUACUUGGUUGCCUUAUACUGAUAUACCUUUCUCUGCAGGAUUUCUAUAAACUAGAGAUUUGUAUCUAGAUAAAAAGUUUCAUUUGUUUUUCAGGGAUUACCUUCCUAAUGAUUUUUUUUUGGAACCCUAUAGCUUCGAGAAAAAUGAUUUGGUGGUGUUUGAUAACAUUU